Molecule: messenger RNA, 9738 nt
Organism: Xyrichtys novacula (pearly razorfish)
Lineage: Eukaryota; Metazoa; Chordata; Actinopteri; Labriformes; Labridae
Source: the annotation of a GenBank genome assembly
CCUUCACUUCCGGGUCACGUCUCCUCUCAUGCUGCAUCAAGCAUGGCACCAAGAAACAAGUUCCGUAAGAAACCCAGAGCGGGUUUUAAGGUGCGUUUCCAGCCCGAAGAGAACGACAUGGAGGCUGGAAACAGUGGAGGAGAGGAAGACGAGGAGCCAGCUGCGAGUAACGAUGAAAAAGGGGCGAAGAAAGACGAAGAGUUUAGCCUGGAUGAGGUUUUACGGCUGGGAGGAACUCAGGUAAGAGAAACAGCUUCGAGUCCUCUCACCUGGUUUAUUUCUAUUUCACAUGGACUCAGAACCAAAACUUAAACAUCUGGGUUCACGACAUCAGCUUCUUAUCGACUGACUGUACUGACAAAGAUAAACACAGUGGUAAACACAUGACACUCAAUAUAUCGCACAUCACAACGAUAAUAUCGCGAUUCGGCAUUUUUGUUAUAACUGACCAGUCCUUUAACGGUGCCAUUAUGAUGUAUAAGGAAACUGGAUUCAGCCAAAUUAAUUAAAUGAAUUACCCUUUUUUGAUACCUGCUGACUGAAAAACACAAUUCAGGGUGUUAAAGCAAUACAAUGUUGAUAUUUAUCUCCUCUCUCCUGUAAUAUGAACCUGAAGAGAGUGUGACUUAAAGCUGCUGAUUUGCAUUGAUUUUGAUUUUGGAAUAAAACAUUCUGUUCAACAGCUGUUCAUGCAUACAUCAUGUUUACUGACAACAAAUCCAUCCUGCUGUAUUUUAACUUAGUAAUAAGAACUCUAACAUAGAAAUAUAAAACUUUAUAAAAGAGGGAGGUAGGAACUCAUCAGCUCGACCCACCAGGGUGUAGACUAGGGUUUGGACAUGUCUAAGGACUACAGAAAUCCUUGUUGUUGCUGAUGGUCUCUUUAACUCUUUCGGGUCUCCAAAAAAAAACACUAGUUUAAUGUCAACAUAUUUCAUCAGCAGAUUAAAGGGAUAUUCCGGAGUAAAAUUAAUUUAGGGUCAAACACACCGAAACACCGAGUUAGACACCCCCUCGAGAGAUGAAUGUUGCCGACCACUUGCUUCUCUAGUUAUACCAACUUUGGUAACGACUGCAGGAGAGCAAUACACAGUGGUCUGAGGAGCCAUAACAAUAGUACUAGCUACCAAACAUCUUUUUAACUUCGCCUGAUUUUUUUGGCAAAAAGACUAAACACAACUCACCCUCUUUCUUCUAGCAGCCGUUUGUUUGUUGCGAGACCUCAGGCCAGUCCAUUACAGACUACAAUGGGGUGACACAGCUCAAGGAAGAACAUUUAUGAUCCUAUGGGACCCUAUAUGUACUGUUGAUGAAGUUAGGUGCUGUUCUGAGCAUUAUUUGUGGCUAUAGAGUGGCUUUUUGGUUGAGGUUUGUUUAUGGUUCCUGAGACUGCUGUGUAUUGCUAUCGUGUGGUCGUUACUAAGGUUGGUAUAACUAGAGAAGCAAGCGCUCGUCAACAUUGGGCUCUUGAGGGGGUGUCUAAACUUGGUGUUACAGUGUGUUUGACCCUAAAUUAAUUUUACUCCGGAAUAUCCCUUUCAGUUCCUCAUUGAGGCUUUGAAAAAAGGGUGUUGUUGAUGUUUUUUUUCUUCUUUCAUCCAUUGAAGGCUGACUACAUCAUGCUGGCCGGUCUGGACGACACCAACGAGCUUGUGGAUGGAGGAAAGAAAGGAGCGAUAGAUGACCUGGAGGAGGGCGAGCUGCAGAGAUUCAUUGCCAAACUGGGCUUCAACGCCUUUUCAGGAGUGCAGGUCAUCCCAGAUGAGCCUGAAGGUGAGGGUGAAGGUGAGGCAGGUGAGAAGGAGGGUGAAAAAUCGCAAACCAAGAAAGAAUCUGCAGAGGAAGAAACAUCUGGUGUCCAGCAGAAAGUUAAAAACACCCAGAAGUUGGAGGAGAGACAGAAGAAGAAGAAGAAAGACGCUCAGAGCACAAAUGUGAAGAAGGCGAAGCAGAACGUGAACGUGUUUGAGUUCCAUCAGCGUCAGGUGCUGCUGGUCAAACCUGGAGGGAAAUGGUUUGACCAAGAAUACACCACUGAGGGCUCAGCAGACACACAGGACGCCACGCUGGUGUCUCAGUACAAAACGCUCGCUCAGCGGCUGUACGAGUCGGAGGUGGCGCUCUACAAGAGCAAGAAGGUCCUGCAGAAAGGAGCCAACUCCUCCUGGAUGAAGACUGUUGUCUCCUCUGGCGUGUUGGCUGACAGGAUGGCGGCCAUGACGGUUCUGAUUCAGGACGCCCCAGUGCACACUCUGGAGCACGUGGAGAGCCUGGUCGCCAUGGUGAAGAAGAAGGGCAGCAGGCGGAUGGGUCUGAUGGCGCUGGACACUCUGCGGGAGCUGCUGCUUUCUGACCUGCUGCCAGAAAACAGGAAGCUCCGCCCCUUCGCCCAGCACCCGUUUGACCAGCUGGAGGAGAAGGCCAGCGGGAACAGGGACACCCGAGACCGCCGCCUUGUCCUCUGGUACUUCGAACACCAGCUGAAACAUCACAUCGCUGAGUUUGUGCAGGCUCUGGACGGCGUGGCUCACGACACAGUGGCAGCCACCAAAGCGAAGGCGCUGGCCACCGCCCAUGAGCUGCUGUGCAACCGCCCAGAGCAGGAGCGGGCGCUGCUCAUCCAGGUGGUCAACAAACUAGGAGACCCCGAGUACAAGACGGCGGCCAAAGCGUCGUAUCUGUUGGAGACGUUGCUGCACAAACACCCAAACAUGAAGGCGGUGGUGUGCUGCGAGGUGGAGCGGCUCAUGUUCCGACCAAACAUCAGCCCGAAGGCGCAGUACUACGCCGUCUGCUUCCUCAGCCAGGUGAUGCUGAGCCAUGACGAGACCGAGCUCGCUGCCAAGCUCAUCACCAUCUAUUUCUCCUUCUUCCGUGCCUGCGUCAAGAAGAAGGACAUCGAGUCCAAGAUGCUGAGCGUGCUGCUGUCAGGCGUGAACCGGGCAUAUCCCUACGCCGGCACCGGAGACGAGAAGGUGAAGGAGCAGUUGGACACGCUGUUCAAGGUGGUUCACCUGGUGAAGUUCAACACGGCUGUGCAGGCGCUCAUGCUGCUCUUCCAGGUGAUGGACUCACAACAAAGCAUCUCUGACAGAUACUACACGGCCCUGUACAGGUAAGGGUUGUGUUUUUAUUCUCUCUUCUGUCUCCGACUCUCUAAUCCUCGUCAGGUCAAGAUUUCAGGAAGUUUCGUGAAUAAGAUUCUUUGAGAAAAUGUGGAUCUUUAAAUUUCUGUAAAGAAGAAAGUUUUGGACCAAAACAUUAAAAAGAGUUUUUACUUUAUCAGUCAGAGCAGAAGGACUCAAAGUCGUUCGUUUCUUCUGGACUGUAGCAGUGACGGGUUUUUAACUCUCCUUCUUCUUCUUCUUUGUAGGAAAUUGGUGGACCCCGGUCUUUCAUCGUCCUCCCGUCAGAGCAUGUUCCUGAAUCUUGUGUAUAAAUCUCUGAAGGCCGACGUGGCGCUGCGGCGAGUCAAAGCCUUUGUGAAGCGUUUGCUGCAGGUCAGCGCAGAACAGAACGCCAGCUUCGCCUGUGGGGCGCUCUUCCUCGUAUCUGAGGUGAUGAGGACCAAACCCGGCCUCAGAGUGCUGAUGCAGCAGAACGGGGUUAGACAGCACAUCUUUACAUCUUUUCUUUGAUUCUGUGUUCAUAAAGUUGUAAAGCUUUUUUAAUAAUUUCAUCAUUUUCCUAUUCAAAACGUUUUUAUUCUGUUUUUGUCAAAGUAACAAUUUAACUUCAUGGUAUUUUAUUUGUAUCAGAAAUCAUUCUUCCUCUCUGCACUAAUCAGAAUUUUUUUGAAAACCUCAGUUCGUUGGAUUUUUGGUUUUAGUUUUCCUUCUGUUUGUUCAGGACGAGGAUGAGGAGGAGUUCAAAGACCAGGCUGAAGAGAAAGACGACGACGAUGAUGAUGAUGAAGAGGAACACUUUGUGGACGCUGAUAAACUGGAGGAAGGAGCAGUGAGUGCAGUCAAAGAGGAGACCAAACCUGUUGCAUCAUGGGUACAUCACCAGAACCUGGAAGGUCAGUGAGCUGCUCAGACCACCAUCAGCUCUGAGAUUCAAGUUCAGGUUGAACUUCAGGUGUCUGUUGGUUCCUCAGUCUCAGGUAUAAAGAAAAAAACUGAAUUUAAAGUAUUUCAAACAAAAACAUCAGAGAGUCUCUGAAUUUAACCAGACCCAGAAAAGAUAAAGAGGAAAUGCAGAUUCGUUUGCAGAUGAGCAGAAAAAAUGAGGUUUAUUCAAUUUAUUAAUGAUGGUUUACUCGCCCUCUAAACAGGAAGGUACAUCAUUUAACAGGAUGAUUGUAGUUUCUUUGACUUCUUCACAUUUUUAAUAGACAAGCCCAUACUCAAAGUGUUUGUUUCUAUUUUGCUGAAUCUUUUUUUCUCGCACCUCUAGGAGGGAAGACCAAACAGAGCUACGACCCGCUGCACAGAAACCCCUUAUUCUGCGGCGCCGACCACGCCACUUUAUGGGAACUACACAGGGUGAGAGACGCGUCUGUCUAUGUGAAUGUGUUCUUACUGAUGAAACCAGUGUGUCAUCGUAGUCUGGGGUCAAUCUGGUUCCUAAAACCUGACUUUGAGCACAUUUAUAUCAGUUACUUUUAAAACUUGAUAAAAGGUUCAAAUCUUUGUCGUCUGAAAUCCUUUUAGUCUGGAACAAGCUCACCUCCAUCCACAGUGUCUCAAAAUCUAAUAAAUCUAUGCUGACUGUAGUAAGAAACAGAUGAUGAAGAUGAGUUUAAAGAGAACCUCACCACUUCUCCAGCCAGGAGUUCAGACCAUCUUAGUCCAGGACUCUCUGUUGUAUGACUCUGUACUGUUUUCUGAGCACCUUUAAACACUGAGGUUGUUUUUUUUCUGUAUCUGCAGCUCUCUCAGCACUUCCACCCGUCUGUGUCGCUGUUUGCAAAAACCGUCCUGCAGGUAAAACUUGAAUCAGAUCCGUUCAUUCAGAUCUUUGUGUGAAUCUUUACAGGCAAAUGUUCCUGAAAUCUUUCUGAGUUCUUCAUUCCUCCUUCCUCUGAUAGUUUUCUGAAUGAUUGUGCCUUUUGUUUCAUCUAUUAAACUGUUUUUGAAUCUCUCCACAGGGAGACUAUAUUCAGUACUCUGGGGACCCUCUGCAGGACUUCACCCUCAUCAGGUUCUUGGAUCGAUUUGUCUUCAGAAACCCCAAACAGCACAAAGGAAAACGUGAGGAAAAAAAGACUCAAUUUUUCGUUCUUGGUUGUUGUUUUUGUCGAGUAUCUUUUAAAAAUAAAACAGAUUUAAUCAGUGAUUUACAUUUUCAGAUGGUGGUAAAAACAACCUGAACUUUAAUCCUGUGAAACUGUUCUUGAUUUGAAUAGAAAACACAGAUUCUGCAGUGUUGCAGCCCAAACAGAGGUUACCCGGCCGGUCUUUACCAGGUAAGGUCCAGAACUUUCUCCAGCCUUUGAAGAUUUUCCUCCAUCAUGAUGAAGUCUCAAGUAGAAACAGUUUCUGCGUCAGUGAAUCGAUCUUCUUCUCUCUGUCUGUUAGUGAACUGUGAGGAGUUUCUGUCCAAGGAAGAGAAUCAGAUCCCUGUGGAGGAAAUCUUCUUCCAUCGGUGAGAACAUUCAGAUGUUUUUCUUUUAUUUCUGUUUCAUAUCAAACAAAAACGACAGACUGACAAUCAUGUUUUGAUUUUUAUCCCCUCGACAGAUUCUUUAAGAAGCGUCAGGAGGAGAAGCAGGUCCGUCGGCCCCGAAGAGACGGUGAUGAUGAGAGUCUGGAGGAUGUGGAUGAUGAUGAGUUUGAGAAAAUCCUGGGUGAGUAUGAGGUCAGAGUUUCAUUAGCAACUAAAAAUAGACACGAACAAUAAAUGAGCCAACGCUUCAUUUAAUUAUGAAGAUUAUGUUUUUAAAUAAAGAAAUAUAAAAAGUCUUAUUUGUUGAAGGGAAAACCAGAGGCACUUCAUUUAGUUUUAACUCAAACUCUGUUUGAGGGUGAGAAAUCUGACCCUGGUUUAUUUAAAGCUCCUGUAAGGAACUUUAUUUUAUUUUAAAACAUUGAUGAAUGAUGGUUUGCCCGUAAAUUUCUUUCUGCUCACAUGAAUGAGACCCAAACCUGUUUGAGUUCAUCCUGCUGUCUUCAGGAAUCAUCUCAGUGAAGAUGUUAACAGACAGUUUCUGAGAAAAGCUGACCCCAUGACUGAGGUCCAGCUUUAAAAAUAACAAAAAAUUAAACUUUCAAAAAUGAAAAAAACAGACAUUGAAUAAAAAAUACUUCACUGUCUGUGAAAUCAAACUACAAGUCUGAGGUUAUGAAUAAUUAAACUUCAUAUUCAGUCCAGUUUUCCGUUAUUAUUCACGUCUGUGCUGAUAUUGUCAGAAAUGUCUGUUUUUUCCUCAAAUGAAAUAAUGUGAUUUUUUUUCAAUUUUUUUUUUCAUUUUUGUUGUUGAUCAGAUUCCUGUGAAGGAGACUCUUAUUUCACUGAGAUGGAAGACACUAAUCUGGACUUUGCUGGGUAAGCACGGACAGCAGAUUAUUUUGUUUCAAAAUUCAUGAAUAUAAUCUCUGUGAUUUUUGUAUUUUGUGUAAAUUGAGCUCCUGAUUUCAAAUGACUCAAAUCAGACUCAGCUGCAUCUUUGACUGUGUCUGUUAUAAAGUUUGACAGCAGACAUGCAGUUUUAUUCCUGUUAAACUUGAGCAGGUUCAUGUUAUAAUAAUCUGUAACCUCAGAUUAUCAUAAACCCUUAGCACUCAGACCAAAGUUCAGCUGUUUAAAGGCGUAUUAGCUAUAAUUAAAUGACUGAACUCUCUCUCUCCUCUUUAUGUCCAUCAGAAAUGUGAAGAGUAAAAAAGGAAAGAAGGACCUGCAGGACUCCGAUUCAGACUUGGACGACUCGGACAUGGACAACCUGGACGAUGAGGAGGUGUCUCUGGGCAGUAUGGACGAGGAAGACUUUGGAGACGAGCUGGAGGAGGAGGGAGGGAUGUUCAUGGAUCCUGACGGAGGCGGAGACGAUGAAGAUGAAGAGGACGGAGGUAGAGAGGGAUUUUAUAACUCUGGUUCUACUCUCAGGUUUUUUGUAUUUCCAUCAUUUGAAGUCCUGCAGAAUUAGAGUCUCUGCGAGUUUCAUGUUGUUAACUCUGAGCUUUUACAUGGUGAUGGAAAUAUGAGCCUUUUGAAGUUUUCAAUCAGUUUGACGAUUUUGAGUCACAAACAAAAUAAAAUAUCUUAAUGUUUUCAAACUUGUCUUCUAGAGCCUGAGCUUGAAGAUGAAGAUGAAGAUGCUGCAUUUGAUGGUGAGCACACAUCUGUUUAAACUUCAAACUAUUAUAAAAUGUGCUUUAAAACAGGAUUUACGGAAGUCAAAGUCUGAGUACCUAGAUCUGUCUACUCGUACACAUCAAAAUACUCUGAAUAUGAGAAAAUGUCCUACAGAUUUAAAGUUUAAAUCAACAGUCAUGCAGAGGAAAGGGUUAAUACACCAUCAUGCUGAUCAGAGCACCAGACCAGCUUUACUACGGUCAAAGAGAAAUCACAAACCAAAGAAAAUAUUACUUUAUUAAAGGAAAAAAGGAGAAAUCUUUAAAAUGACCUUCACCACUGAUCCUGAAGUGAUGGAGAUAGUGGUGUCUGAUUAUAAAACCUCUUUAUUUCUCUGCAGAUUCAGAUGAGGAGAUGGAAAGUCCAGAAACUUCUCCUCCAGCAAAGAAAGGAAAAAGAAAAGCGCCAGAGGAGCUGGACUUUUCUGGAUCUGCAGGUGAUUUUAAAACCUCCACUCUCAAGUUUCUUUCUUCUCUUUAUUUAAAAAAAGAAAUCUAAAGUGUUUGAAGUGAAUAUUUUAGUCUGACUUCAUUUUUCAGCUGCUGCAGAAACAAAAAACUGAAUCUGUUAUAAGUUUUAAAUUUUGUUUCCCAGGCUCCAAACAGAUGAAGAAGAAGAAAGGGAAGAAAGAGGCCGUCACGUUUGCAUCUGCUGAUGAGGUGAUUUAACUCGUUUAAAAGUUUCAGUAGUUUUACAGGUUUAUUUGACAUUCUCUUUAUUUUCUUUUAAAUGUGAUUCCUUGUUUUUCAGUUUGGCUCUCUGCUGGAUGAGAACGCCGGCUCCAAGUUUGACAACAUCGGGAUGAACGCCAUGGCCAACAGAGACAAAGCAGGUAAGAGCCACACCUGUGAACACCUGAGUCAGAGGGGCUGAGGUCCCCCUGUGUGGGGUUUGCUCCUGUUAGAGCUCACUGUAUGUCUCAUAAAUGAUUGUUUCUUGGUUUGAAAGUGCAGGUUAGUCUGAACAUGACACCAGAGUAAAAGAUAAAACAAGCCAAGAAUCAGCUGUGAGGUUUUUAUUGAGUUUACUGGAUACCAGCUGGUUUAUGAACUUCUCCACAGAGAGAAAAACAGACCUCAUGGGUUAAAUCUCAGACUGUCCUUCCAUCAGAUUCGUAACCACCAUUAGUCUAAAGAUCCUCCUCUUGUCUCUUUUUUCCUAAUACUUCCUGUUUGUCCCUGCAGCGCUGAAGCAGCUGAAGUGGGAGGCCCAGCGCGACGACUGGAUCCACGGCCGAGACGCCAAGACGCUGCGCAAGAAGAAGGCCAUGUUCAACAAGAAGAAGUCGUUUGGCAAAGCGAGGGCGGGAGGCAAAAUGACAGGGAACAAGAAGAGGAGGAAGUAACGGCUGCUGUGUUUGUUGAUGUGGAUUAUAAUAAGUGACAGUUUCAGUCCUGUUUGGACGCCCAGAAUUCGUGGUCCUGCUCUCUGACCCCGUAGAUUCCCGCCAUCUCGUUGGAUUUGUAAUAAACUGAAAGGAAGGAGAGAGGCGAGGGUUCAGGAUCUAACAGGAGAAAACGUGAUCUGAGCAGGAGCCAUGACUGUUUCAGUCAAAUUAAAGACUUUGGUAAACAGUUUAUGUUGUCAUGGUUACAUAUUUACCACACAUUAAUCAUCAGAUUUAAUUAUUUUCCUAUGGUGGCCAUCUUUUUAUUACAUCAUGCCCAGAGUGGGAAACUAGCCUGUCAUGCAGUAUUACAGUGUUCUGGGUCACAAACCUCGACAUAUUGAAUAUUUACGGUGAUCUUACAGAUCUAAAGAAAGAGACAGUCAGGAGAGAGACCGGGUCAUACUUAAAGGUAAAAUAAUAAUUAAAGGUAAUUAUUUUAAAGAUUCCUGUUUUGGAAGAGUUUAGGUUCAUGUCGGUGUGUUUUCACCUCAUCGAGCAAUCAAUAAUUAUGAAUUAUUAUUAUUAUUAUAUUUUGAAAGAAAUAUCAAGUUUACAAGAAAAAUUUCUCAUCCUGAAGACCACCGGUGCUAUGGUUUAAACAGCAACCCCAGAUACUCAUGACCUCCAGCUCAAUGAUUACAUGGUGGUUAUAGAAACAAGCUGAAAGGCCCCAUUUAAAAAGGUCUCUGAUUCAACCGUAACACCAUAUUACGAGGAGAGCUAACGGGCUGUAAAAACAGACACCCACGUGAGUGUUUGAGCCUCCAGUGUAUUCAUCUGUGAAAUAAUCAUUAUAAUUUCUCUGUGACUUUCAACAUUAAUGUUUACCAGGAAGUGGCCGAAUGCUUACGUUAGAUGUGAUGUUAAUUUGACUCACAGAUUUUUAAUUUAAGACUUCAGGUGAUCAGAUUAUCAAGGUUUAUCCUACUUGUAACCCAGAACACUGAAAACAUAAGCAAGAAAACACAAGUUUCAUCAUCUAUUUCUUACAAACCAGACGUUUAUGAGUGUACAGUUCAAUCAAAAAUAAAAUAUUACUGUUUUCAGAUAGA